AUGCCUGUUUAUGAGAUAAAACCAGAACAAGGAGGUAAAAGUCGCACAGUGAACAGAAACUUGCUCCUCCCAUGUGACAGUUUACCUAUAGAAAAACCUGACAACAAACAGCUGAGGAGUCGAAAGAAGAAGACGCAAACAAAUAUAAGACAAGAGACAUUCCAAGACAAUGCAGAUUCAGACAGUGAUGCUGAAGGAGCCCUGGUGUGGAGAUCUCCCCGUCUGCAGAGCCGUGAGGACAGCAGAGCGCAGGAGCUGAUUCCGGAGCCUGAGCUGGAGCAAUGCCCACAGGUACCCGAGACUGAGGACCCUCAUCACUCAGAUGACCAGAACAGCUCAACUGAAGGUGAUCCGGUGGCAGCGGAGUGCGAGGCACCCCAGGAGCAGCUCAUCGAUCAUCCUGCUGAAGAAGCUGGCAUAGAUGGAGACUCUGAUGACUUUGAGAUUGACAGGAAAGCUUUGCAGGAUCGUAUCACCUCUCUCACAGAAGAGAUGGUCCUCAAGGAUCAGUCCUCUGUGGGGGAAAUUACCGAAAUAACCAAAGACUACACCUUAAAGGUCAGUUCUCUUCAGGAGCAGAUGGAGGGGCUGCAGCAGUCCUUGAUAGAUAAAGACAAAAUUAUUACGGCAAAUCAAAGUCUGAUGUCAGACUUUGAGAUUGACAGGCAAGCUUUGCAGGAUCGUAUCACCUCUCUCACAGCAGAGAUGGUCCUCAAGGAUCAGUCCUCUGUGGGGGAAAUUACCGAAAUAACCAAAGACUACACCUUAAAGGUCAGUUCUCUUCAGCAGCAGAUGGAUGGGCUGCAGCAGUCCUUGAUAGAUAAAGACAAAAUUAUUACGACAAAUCAAAGUCUGAUGUCAGACUUUGAGAUUGACAGGAAAGCUUUGCAGGAUCGUAUCACCUCUCUCACAGAAGAGAUGGUCCUCAUGGCUCAGUCCUCUGUGGGGGAAAUUACCGAAAUAACCAAAGACUACACCUUAAAGGUCAGUUCUCUUCAGGAGCAGAUGGAGGGGCUGCAGCAGUCCUUGAUAGAUAAAGACAAAAUUAUUACGACAAAUCAAAGUCUGAUGUCAGACUUUGAGAUUGACAGGAAAGCUUUGCAGGAUCGUAUCACCUCUCUCACAGAAGAGAUGGUCCUCAACGAUCAGUCCUCUGUGGGGGAAAUUACCGAAAUAACCAAAGACUACACCUUAAAGGUCAGUUCUCUUCAGGAGCAGAUGGAGGGGCUGCAGCAGUCCUUGAUCGAUAAAGACAAAAUUAUUACGACAAAUCAAAGUCUGAUGUCAGACUUUGAGAUUGACAGGAAAGCUUUGCAGGAUCGUAUCACCUCUCUCACAGCAGAGAUGGAGCAGAUGGAGGGGCUGCAGCAGUCCUUGAUCGAUAAAGACAAAAUUAUUACGACAAAUCAAAGUCUGAUGUCAGACUUUGAGAUUGACAGGAAAGCUUUGCAGGAUCGUAUCACCUCUCUCACAGAAGAGAUGGUCCUCAAGGAUCAGACCUCUGUGGGGGAAAUUACCGAAAUAACCAAAGACUACACCUUAAAGGUCAGUUCUCUUCAGGAGCAGAUGGAAGGGCUGCAGCAGUCCUUGAUAGAUAAAGACAAAAUUAUUACGACAAAUCAAAGUCUGAUGUCAGACUUUGAGAUUGACAGGAAAGCUUUGCAGGAUCGUAUCACCUCUCUCACAGAAGAGAUGGUCCUCAACGAUCAGUCCUCUGUGGGGGAAAUUACCGAAAUAACCAAAGACUACACCUUAAAGGUCAGUUCUCUUCAGCAGCAGAUGGAGGGGCUGCAGCAGUCCUUGAUAGAUAAAGACAAAAUUAUUACGACAAAUCAAAGUCUGAUGUCAGACUUUGAGAUCGACAGGAAAGCUUUGCAGGAUCGUAUCACCUCUCUCACAGAAGAGAUGGUCCUCAACGAUCAGUCCUCUGUGGGGGAAAUUACCGAAAUAACCAAAGACUACACCUUAAAGGUCAGUUCUCUUCAGGAGCAGAUGGAGGGGCUGCAGCAGUCCUUGAUAGAUAAAGACAAAAUUAUUACGGCAAAUCAAAGUCUGAUGUCAGACUUUGAGAUCAACAAGAAAGCUUUGCAGGAUCGUAUCACCUCUCUCACGGAAGAGAUGGUCCUUAAGGAUCAGUCCUCUGUGGGGGAAAUUACCGAAAUAACCAAAGACUACACCUUAAAGGUCAGUUCUCUUCAGGAGCAGAUGGAGGGGCUGCAGCAGUCUUUGAUAGAUAAAGACAAAAUUAUUACGACAAAUCAAAGUCUGAUGUCAGACUUUGAGAUCGACAGGAAAGCUUUGCAGGAUCGUAUCACCUCUCUCACAGAAGAGAUGGUCCUCAAGGAUCAGUCCUCUGUGGGGGAAAUUACCAAAAUAACCAAAGACUACACCUUAAAGGUCAGUUCUCUUCAGGAGCAGAUGGAGGGGCUGCAGCAGUCCUUGAUAGAUAAAGACAAAAUUAUUACGACAAAUCAAAGUCUGAUGUCAGACUUUGAGAUUGACAGGAAAGCUUUGCAGGAUCGUAUCACCUCUCUCACAGAAGAGAUGGUCCUCAACGAUCAGUCCUCUGUGGGGGAAAUUAUCGAAAUAACCAAAGACUACACCUUAAAGGUCAGUUCUCUUCAGGAGCAGAUGGAGGGGCUGCAGCAGUCCUUGAUAGAUAAAGACAAAAUUAUUACGACAAAUCAAAGUCUGAUGUCAGACUUUGAGAUCGACAGGAAAGCUUUGCAGGAUCGUAUCACCUCUCUCACAGAAGAGAUGGUCCUCAUGGAUCAGUCCUCUGUGGGGGAAAUUACCGAAAUAACCAAAGACUACACCUUAAAGGUCAGUUCUCUUCAGGAGCAGAUGGAGGGGCUGCAGCAGUCCUUGAUCGAUAAAGACAAAAUUAUUACGACAAAUCAAAGUCUGAUGUCAGACUUUGAGAUCAACAAGAAAGCUUUGCAGGAUCGUAUCACCUCUCUCACAGAAGAGAUGGUCCUUAAGGAUCAGUCCUCUGUGGGGGAAAUUACCGAAAUAACCAAAGACUACACCUUAAAGGUCAGUUCUCUUCAGGAGCAGAUGGAGGGGCUGCAGCAGUCUUUGAUAGAUAAAGACAAAAUUAUUACGACAAAUCAAAGUCUGAUGUCAGACUUUGAGAUCGACAGGAAAGCUUUGCAGGAUCGUAUCACCUCUCUCACAGAAGAGAUGGUCCUCAAGGAUCAGUCCUCUGUGGGGGAAAUAAAAUUACCCUUAAGGAAAGCUUUGCAGGAUCGUAUCACCUCUCUCACAGAAGAGAUGGUCCUCAACGGAUCAGUCCUCUGUGGGGGAAAUUACCGAAAUAACCAAAGACUACACCUUAAAGACUUUGAGAUCGACAGGAAAGCUUUGCAGGAUCGUAUCACCUCUCUCACAGAAGAGAUGGUCCUCAAGGAUCAGUCCUCUGUGGGGGAAAUUACCGAAAUAACCAAAGACUACACCUUAAAGGUCAGUUCUCUUCAGGAGCAGAUGGAGGGGCUGCAGCAGUCCUUGAUCGAUAAAGACAAAAUUAUUACGACAAAUCAAAGUCUGAUGUCAGACUUUGAGAUCGACAGGAAAGCUUUGCAGGAUCGUAUCACCUCUCUCACAGAAGAGAUGGUCCUCAAGGAUCAGUCCUCUGUGGGGGAAAUUACCGAAAUAACCAAAGACUACACCUUAAAGGUCAGUUCUCUUCAGGAGCAGAUGGAGGGGCUGCAGCAGUCCUUGAUAGAUAAAGACAAAAUUAUUACGACAAAUCAAAGUCUGAUGUCAGACUUUGAGAUUGACAGGAAAGCUUUGCAGGAUCGUAUCACCUCUCUCACAGAAGAGAUGGUCCUCAAGGAUCAGUCCUCUGUGGGGGAAAUUACCGAAAUAACCAAAGACUACACCUUAAAGGUCAGUUCUCUUCAGGAGCAGAUGGAGGGGCUGCAGCAGUCCUUGAUAGAUAAAGACAAAAUUAUUACGACAAAUCAAAGUCUGAUGUCAGACUUUGAGAUCGACAGGAAAGCUUUGCAGGAUCGUAUCACCUCUCUCACAGAAGAGAUGGUCCUCAAGGAUCAGUCCUCUGUGGGGGAAAUUACCGAAAUAACCAAAGACUACACCUUAAAGGUCAGUUCUCUUCAGGAGCAGAUGGAGGGGCUGCAGCAGUCCUUGAUAGAUAAAGACAAAAUUAUUACGACAAAUCAAAGUCUGAUGUCAGACUUUGAGAUCGACAGGAAAGCUUUGCAGGAUCGUAUCACCUCUCUCACAGCAGAGAUGGUCCUCAAGGAUCAGUCCUCUGUGGGGGAAAUUACCGAAAUAACCAAAGACUACACCUUAAAGGUCAGUUCUCUUCAGGAGCAGAUGGAGGGGCUGCAGCAGUCCUUGAUAGAUAAAGACAAAAUUAUUACGACAAAUCAAAGUCUGAUGUCAGACUUUGAGAUUGACAGGAAAGCUUUGCAGGAUCGUAUCACCUCUCUCACAGAAGAGAUGGUCCUCAAGGAUCAGUCCUCUGUGGGGGAAAUUACCGAAAUAACCAAAGACUACACCUUAAAGGUCAGUUCUCUUCAGGAGCAGAUGGAGGGGCUGCAGCAGUCCUUGAUAGAUAAAGACAAAAUUAUUACGACAAAUCAAAGUCUGAUGUCAGACUUUGAGAUCGACAGGAAAGCUUUGCAGGAUCGUAUCACCUCUCUCACAGAAGAGAUGGUCCUCAAGGAUCAGUCCUCUGUGGGGAAAUUACCGAAAUAA
Molecule: messenger RNA, 4719 nt
Organism: Knipowitschia caucasica
Lineage: Eukaryota; Metazoa; Chordata; Actinopteri; Gobiiformes; Gobiidae
Source: the annotation of a GenBank genome assembly